Molecule: messenger RNA, 4792 nt
Organism: Dicentrarchus labrax (European seabass)
Lineage: Eukaryota; Metazoa; Chordata; Actinopteri; Moronidae
Gene: kirrel1a
Product: kirre like nephrin family adhesion molecule 1a
Exons: 15
Coding region: 287-2851 (854 amino acids)
Biological process (GO): cell-cell adhesion
Cellular component (GO): cell-cell junction
Molecular function (GO): cell adhesion molecule binding
Source: RefSeq, a predicted model, not a curated record
UUUUAUUUUGAAGAAACUGACCGGAAACUGAGUCGUUACACCUCGGUGUAGAGUAGAAAACGGACUGUCGCUGGAGAGCAAAGAAGAGGAGAGAGGUGGAAAAAAAGCAGUGAAAUGGUGUAAAAGCUGAACGAGUCCAGACCGAGUCAGGGGACAGACGAGGAGGGACGACGCAGAAGGAUUGUUGUUCUUUCUAUAAUUAUCAUUAAAGUCAGUAAACUCCCGCUUUUUGAUGCUGUCCUCACGGAGGUUUGAGCCAAUAACGGACUUAUUGGUCGGCUGAACCAUGCAGAGGCUGCUGCUCCUGAGUUUGCUGUUGAGUUUUCAAACUGCGUGGACAGCGAGGUUCUCUCAGGAGCCGGCAGACCAGUCGGUGGUGCGGGGCCAGAGGGUGAUCCUGUCCUGCGUUGUCUUCAACUACUCAGGCAUUGUUCAGUGGACCAAAGAUGGCCUGGCUCUGGGCAUCGGAGAGGACCUCCGGGCCUGGCCCAGGUACCGCGUGCUGCGUGUGCAGGAGUUGGGUCAGUACAACCUUGAGAUCCAGUCAGCGGAUCUAUCUGACGACUCCCUGUACGAGUGCCAGGCCCCUGAUGCCGCCCUGAGGUCCAGGAGGGCCAAACUCACCGUCCUCAUCCCCCCAGAUGACCCGGUGAUUGAUGGGGGUCCGGAGGUGUUGCUGAAUGCGGGGGAGUCCUACAACCUGAGCUGCGUGUCUCGAGGGGCUAAGCCGCCUUCUAUGAUCGAGUGGCUUAAAGAUGGUCUGCCUGUGGAGGGUGCUGCCAGUACCACUGAGGUGCUUCCAGACAGGAAGAGGGUGACCACACGUAGCUACCUGCCAGUCCAGCCUGUCGACAGCGACACUGGGAGGAACUACAGCUGUGUGGCCACCAACCUGGCUGUUCCCACCGGCAAAAGCACAACUGUCACCCUCAACGUACACCACACACCGACAGUGACCUUGUCCAUUGAGCCUCGCUCUGUCCUGGAGGGGGACAGAGUCACCUUCACCUGCCAGGCUCACGCCAACCCUCCUAUUAUGGGCUACAGGUGGGCUAAGGGGGGCGUGGUGCUGCAGGGAGCCAGGGAGAGUGUGUUCACCACCAAGGCCGACCACUCCUUCUUCACCGAGCCUGUCUCCUGUCUGGUUUUCAACGCUGUGGGAAAGACCAACGUCAGCAUCUUGGUGGACGUUCACUUUGGUCCAAUUCUGUUGGUGGAGCCGCAGCCAAAAACAGUAGAUGUUGACUCUGAUGUCACCCUCAACUGCAAAUGGGCUGGAAACCCUCCGCUCACACUCACCUGGUUCAAAAAGGGUUCGAACAUGGUUCUGAGUAACAGCAACCAGCUGUAUCUGAAGUCAGUGAGCCAAGCGGAUGCUGGCCAGUAUGUAUGUAAGGCCAUCGUCCCACGGAUUGGAGUAGGAGAGACUGAGGUCACACUCACCGUCAACGGUCCUCCCAUAAUCUCCAGUGACCCAGUCCAGUAUGCAGUGAGAGGGGAGAGAGGAGAGGUGAAAUGCUACAUAGCCAGUACACCUCCUCCAGAUAAGAUUGUGUGGGCGUGGAAAGAGAACGUAUGGGAGAAGGAGAAGGGGACGCUGCUGGAGAGGUAUACGGUGGAGCAGAGCAAACCAUCGGCCGAGGGCGGCGGCGUCCUCUCCACCCUCACCAUCAACAACGUGAUGGAGUCCGACUUCCUGUCCACCUACAACUGCACUGCCUGGAACUCGUUUGGCCCGGGCACCAUGAUCAUCACACUAGAGGAGACUGAGGAGGUCCCAGUGGGGAUAAUAGCUGGUGGGACAGUGGGCUCUACCAUCCUCUUGUUCAUCUUCCUGCUGGUCCUCGUUCUCAUCUUCUACCGGCAGCGCAAAGGUCGGCGCGGGGUCACUCUGGGUAAGCCCGACAUCAAGGUGGAGACGAUAAACAAGGAGACCCACAGCUUGGAGGAGGACUCCGGCAGCGUGUCCACGGCUUCGCGCAUGGUCAAGGCCAUGUACUCGUUUCUCCCCUCUGUGUCCUUCUCUCCCUCCAAUCAGCCUUUUAAAGAUGACAUAGAGCUCAAGUCUGACCUCCGCAGCGACACCCUGGACACCCGCCAGGAGUAUGACCUAAAGGACCCCACUAACGGCUACUAUAACGUGAGAGCCUCCACCCACGAUGAAGGCCGCCCUGCCUCCCGCUCCACCAUGCAUUACUCUGACUACCGCUCCCCUGCGGGAACACCAGGGGGAGCUGCGUCCAUUAGCAGCAGCGCCGGCGGCUCAGGGGCCACGGCCAGCGGAGGAGCCCCAGGUCCCCCCGGGCCCCUCACCUCCCCUGGCCGCCCCCAGGCCUGCUACGACCCCCGGCCCCCCUCCAGACUGUCCCACAUCAGCUACGCCCAGUUCAACACUUUCACCCGCGGGGGCCAGAGCCAGCAACCCCCAGCGAACCCCGCCCCCGUGGCCAGCGACUUCCCAGGGGACUGCAGCCUCCUGGACUCCACUUCCCAGCUGGCCUACGACAACUACGGAUACCCCUCGCAUUACCAGACCUACCGCAUGGGUUUCGCCCCGUCUAGCCUGGCCCCCCUGGAGGCCGGCCCGUCCUAUGAAAUGUAUGGGGUGGGAUCUGGGGUGGGACCCGGGGUGGGACCCGGGGUGGGACCUGGGGUGGGACCUGGGGUGGGACCCGGGGUGGGAUCCGGGGUGGGGAGCCCUGGGGUCGGCGUGGGUCCCGGGGGUCCUGCUCCCUCGGGAUCAGAGACUGGACUAGGGAAGUACGGCAGCUCCACUCGCUUCUCCUACACCUCGCAACACUCUGACUACUCCCACAGCCGACACACACAGAGGAUGCAGACUCACGUGUGAGACAGAGAGACGCAUAAACACCUCACAGUCUUAGCAGAGCAUGAGGAAGCAUCUUAUAAAUAGUGUCACACCUAAAAACACACACACACAAUCAUAGAUUUACACGCACACAUUUUCACACACUAUAACACAACUGAACACAAAUACGACUACAGACACAAAAAAACAUCACACACACACACACACACACACACACCCAUGCACAGAGUCAGAAGACCAUGCCCAUGAGACAGGGAGGGUAUGAGAAACACAGAGGCACAGAGAGACGAGUGGAAGAAAAGGAGUUUUAGUGAGACAGGGAAGGGAAAUUCCACACAAUUUUGAAUUCCCUCACUCCCAAUGUGUGUGUAUAUCUGAGCUCUGAAAGAGCGGACGGCGCAAGUCACAAUCAAGACUGGGAAAGAGAGCAAGAACCAGAGAGAGGACGAGAGAUCACAGAUCUUUGGAGCCCUAUAGCUUUGGCUAUAACUGACUUUGUAAAUGAUGAAAGAGAACGUCUUAAGGCAAACCUGACUGACUGUCAAAUAUGGUACACGAUGAUCGGGAGAAACCUCAACCAGUGGAAGUCAUUUCUGGCCGCCAUUUUUUAACGUUUUUUUGCUUCAUCAUUGAAUAAGACAACCGUCAUAUUCAGUGAUCAUAGAGCACAUAUAUAUAGUAUCCCAUAAUGCCCUUCUGUACAGUGGUACAUGCCAUCAUGCCUGUUAGGCGGCAUGGGGGGAGUGUGUUGGGGCUGGGGUGGGGUUGGGAGGGUUGUCAUCAUUUUGCACUGCAUCUACAGUAUUCAUGCUUAGACGUCCCUUAUCUAUAUCUGUGUAAUGUCUUCUUUUUAUUUGCACACCUGACUAGAGCUUUGUAUUCUAUUUUUAACAUUACAGAAUUAUUUUUGUCAAUGUAAAACAUGUAAUGUGUAUGUAUGGACCAAAAGUUUGAACGUGAGCGCACAUAACGUGGGAGUUCGCCUGGGUGAUUCCACUGAGACAGUGAGUAAAGAGUUGUGCCAACAGCGGAGCCUGAAUUCAGGACGUAUUUCACAUCAGAAGGGUAUAUCAGUGUAUAAAAGAAACCUAGUGCCAAGUGUUCAUGUUGUUCUUCACCUUAGACCAUGUAUAUGCAGUAGAAGCUCCUUCUAUUGGUGACUGUUGCUUUACAAACCAGGCUCGGGGCCUUGAGUCAUUCCCAGACAUUUUCGUAGGCUGGAGCCUUUUUCUCUGAGCUCUUAACUACAAGCCUGGUGCAGACGGAGAGAAAAACACAGAUGUUGGGUUUAGAACUGAGUGGCCUUAUAGGGGAACAUGUCGUACAUUUCCAUUUUGAAUCAUUCCUCAUCGUCUGUCUGCCAAAACGGCCAGAGGAGAAUGUGUAUGGAGAGGUUCAAUGAAGGCUUGUCCACAAUAUUGACAUGUAGUAGUGUAUGACUGUGAGUGUGUGGGCGUGCAAGUGUGUGUGUGUGAGAGAGAGAGAGAGUUCAAGAGGGAGUGUGUGGGCGUUUAGCGCGCACAUCGAUUUGUACAGUGUGUUUGUGUAGAUGUGUGAAUGACUGUGUGUGUCUGGGAAGCAUACUGUAAACACGCAGCACCCAACUCGAGUGUGCGCGCGACUAUCGUAUGCAUGUCGGUGUGUAUACAGUAUGUGUGUGCAUGUCUGUGUUGAGUGUGUGUUUCAGUAUAUGUCCAUAUCAUUUCUCUCACAAUCCUGUUACAGUACUUUUAUACCUCUGGUAGGACUGUAUCCUGUAUUAUUGUGUCUUUGAAUUUAGAAAAAUCCAAUGUUUAUCUUAUUGUACUGUUCUUCGUAGCAGAGAAAACUGUUCAAAAGAUGUACAACGAACAUUAUCAAACUCUCAUUUUUUAAUUUCAUUAUCUUCAAUAUUUUUUAAAAAUGGUAUGUAAUUAUUUUUCCACAGUAUUACAUAAAUAAAAGCACUGUUUUUUAUAAAAA